ACGAGCGCGACGAGUAGGGUUUCUGUCUCGGCUACGCCUUCUCUCGUCUCUCGCCGCCUAGCGCGUGCCGCCGUCGGCCCCAUCACCUUCGAGCAUCAGCCAUGGCAGAACAGGAAACCCCUGACACUGUGGUGGAACCAUCUUUUUGUGGUUCUUACACUGAAUCUGAGCCGACGUGCAUGAUGCAUCAUCAGAGGCCGAAGAAGAUGGUGGCUUUUGAAGGUUCUUUGACUGGCAGGCGUUUCCUGGGUUGUCCUAUGCAGCAGGAUGAAGGUGUGAACUGUGGGGUUGUGGAGUGGAUGGAUGGUCCUUGGCCAGAGAUUCUACAAAGGUGCCUAACCAGGAUUUGGGACAUGUAUCAUGAGCAGAACUUGGGCAGGGUGAAUGACAAACAAGCCCAUGAGAAAGAGGUGGCCAAGCUACAGAAGGAAAUUGAUUUCCUGUCAAACAACUACAGCCAGUUGGUGGAAGAUGUAUCCAACCUAUUUGACUACCAAGAUGGCAAGAUGUCUCAUGACAUGGACUAUACCAGUCAGGCAAUCAAUGAACUAGCUGAGAAGAAGAAACAACUUGAGGAUCAGGCAAAGAUUGAGUUAAGUAUGGAAAAGCUGAAGCUUGCCAAGGAGCAAAGGUGCAUUCUUCAAAGCCAAGCAGAGAUCAUUCAGAACAUGAGGAAGGCCAUGAAGGAAGUGAAGGGGGACAGGGACCUACUUAAGCAAGAGAAGAAGUUAGAGUAUCUUAUUGCUGAUCUGCUCAAUGCUGGGCAUGACAGCAAAGCUAAGCUGGAGAGGAUCAAGGCAAUUAUGAAUGAGUGAAGUGGUUGGUUUGUGGGUUAAGUAAUUAGUAGGCCUAUAUAUAUAGCUGGCCUUGGAAUGUCAUGCAUGUUAGGUGUAUAUUUUGGGAAAGUUUCAUGUGCUUUCAGAAUGGUAUGAGGGAGGGAGGUAUUGCUAUGGUUUAAGAACUACUUGGUUUUAUCUAUGAUGUAAUGACUAUUAGGUUAAGACCUAUUAUGCUAAGUACUCAUGCUAAGUUAAGUAAGUAAGAAUGUUUUAUCUAUGAUGAGGUUGUUUUA
This is a messenger RNA of Triticum dicoccoides, 1072 nucleotides long. RefSeq names its product 40S ribosomal protein S11-like. NCBI's taxonomy places the organism in Eukaryota, Viridiplantae, Streptophyta, Magnoliopsida, Poales, Poaceae. The transcript has 3 exons. The coding region runs from base 102 to 815 and encodes 237 amino acids. The record is from RefSeq and is a predicted model, not a curated record. Gene Ontology annotation, biological process: translation. Gene Ontology annotation, cellular component: cytosolic small ribosomal subunit; ribosome. Gene Ontology annotation, molecular function: structural constituent of ribosome.